AUUCACCGUACUACCGCUCUAUAAGUUAACUCUGACGCAACUCACUCCUGAAUUGCACUCCUUGCACAUAACAUUCACGACUACGAAAUGGCUGCUCAACCCCGCUGGUUCCAAGCUCUUAACGAUGCUCUCAGUCUCCCGGAGAACAAGGGCAAAAUUGUGUAUCAACUAGCGACAACCGACUUGCACAACAUCCCGCGCGUCCGCUCCCUCCAGCAUCGCGACUUUCUCAUUCCGAAAGGACUACCUUCUGUGCCCAUUAUUUUAACCACCACUGAUAUACGCACGCCGAAGGUUCCCCAGCUCCUAUCCACCCCCACUGUCGAAGUCGUUUGGUGGUUGGACGGUACUCAAGAGCAGUUUAGGAUUACCGGUAAAGCCACCGUGAUUCCCUCACGCGAACAUCCUUUGCAUCGCACGAUCGACAUUCCUCAUGACAGCGCCCUCGCUGUUUUGAAUUCAGAGGGAGAGGAGUCCUCACCGGGCAAGUACGAUUGGGAGAAGAAACGCAGAGAGGUCUUCGAUUCCAUGAACUCCCUCAGGCCCGUCUGGGCUCGGCCUCCUCCUGGCACUGUCUUAGAAUCCUAUGACGAUGCAAAGGCGUGGCCCGUUACCCUUCCUAAACUUGCAGAGGCCGAGACCGAAGAAGACAAGAAGAAUCUGGAGAUCGCCAUAAGCAACUUCGCGCUCCUGUUGAUUGAACCAACUGUGGUGGAUUGGGUGCAGCUUGGAGUUAAGCCCGAUCGGAGAACCAAGUUCACGAAAGAGGGGCAAGAAUGGACGGAGCAAAUUCUAGUGCCAUGAAUUUGAAUGGAAAGCGAAACAAGGACUCUCGGUGUAUGCAUAACUGUACUUGUAGCGUCGACAGAUGUAUCAUUCUGUCGAUUACUUUCGGACUUGUUGUAAUUUUAGUUGAACUCAAUCUGAAAUUGUUUAC
Molecule: messenger RNA, 937 nt
Organism: Somion occarium
Lineage: Eukaryota; Fungi; Basidiomycota; Agaricomycetes; Polyporales; Cerrenaceae
Source: the annotation of a GenBank genome assembly